Molecule: messenger RNA, 5247 nt
Organism: Pseudophryne corroboree (corroboree frog)
Lineage: Eukaryota; Metazoa; Chordata; Amphibia; Anura; Myobatrachidae
Product: zinc finger protein 182-like
Exons: 2
Coding region: 335-1453 (372 amino acids)
Biological process (GO): regulation of transcription by RNA polymerase II
Cellular component (GO): nucleus
Molecular function (GO): DNA-binding transcription factor activity, RNA polymerase II-specific
Source: RefSeq, a predicted model, not a curated record
CCCUCCCCAUGCCAGUCUUCCGCCCACUGACUUUCCCGGCCGCAGCACGGACACAACAGUUGCUGCGGUGGAGGAGGCGACGGGACACGUGAGAGGCGGGGACCGGCAGUGAGGUGAGCGCUGUGCCCGGGGUAUGAGAGACGCCUGCAGCCGCCAUACAAGGUAACUUAAGGAGCUGGAGUCCCACUAAGAAUAGAAGACAGGGCUGUGGAAAGAGACGGGAAAGGCUCCUUGUUCCCUGAUCUAGCCAACUAAAGAUAUAAUUUCUUCUUAAGCUUCUGAAUGGUUCAAAGAAACGGUUUUCAUUUUAUGGAUAGAAGUUUUUAUCCAUUUAAUGAUGAGUCUCACAGGAGAGAGACCACAUCUGUGUUCUGAGUGUGACAGAAGCUUUACAUAUAAAUCACAGCUUCUCAUACAUCAGAGGAGUCACACAGGAGAGAAACCACAUCUGUGCUCUGUGUGUGACAGAAGCUUUACAAGUAAAUCAUAUCUUCUCAUACAUCAGAGGAGUCACACAGGAGAGAAACCACAUCUGUGCUCUGAGUGUGACAAAAGCUUUACACAUAAAUCAAAACUUAUCAUACAUCAGAGGAGUCACACAGGAGAGAAACCAUUUGAAUGUUCUGAAUGUAGCAAGUGUUUUUCCCAGAAGUCAUAUCUUCUCAUACAUCAGAGGAGUCAUACAGGAGAGAAACCACAUCUGUGCUCUGAGUGUGACAGAAGCUUUACACAUAAAUCAAAACUUAUCAUACAUCAGAGGAGUCACACAGGAGAGAAACCAUUUGAAUGUUCUGAAUGCAGCAAGUGUUUUUCCAAGAAGUCACUUCUUCUUAUACAUCAGAGGAGUCACACAGAAGAGAAACCAUUUAUUUGUUCUGAAUGCAGCAAGUGUUUCUUCCGGAAGUCGCAUCUUGUUAUACAUCAGAGGAUUCACACAGGAGAGAAACCACAUCUGUGCUCUGAGUGUGACAGAAGCUUUACAUGUAAAUCACAUCUUACCAAACAUCAGAGGAGUCACACAGGAGAGAAACCACAUAUGUGCUCUGAGUGUGACAGAAGCUUUACAUGUAAAUCACAUCUUAUCAGACAUCAGAUGAGUCACACAGGAGAGAAACCAUUUGAAUGUUCUGAAUGCAGCAAGUGUUUUCCCCAGAAGGCACCGCUUGUUAUACAUCAGAGAGUUCACACAGGAGAGAAACCAUUUAAAUGUUCUGAAUGCAGCAAGUGUUUUUCCCUGAAGUCAGAGCUUGUUAUACAUCAGAGGACUCACACAGGAGAAACCCCAAUUGUAUGUUCUGAAUGCAGCAAGUGUUUUACCAGGAAGUCAUAUCUUGUUAUACAUCAGAUGAUUCACACAGGAGAGAAACCAUUUAAAUGUUCUGAAUGUAGCAAGUGUUUUUCCCAUAAGUCAUUUCUUAUUAGACAUCAGAGGAGUCAUACAGGAGAGAAAUAAUUUAUAUGUUCUGAGAGCAGCAAAUGUUUUUCCCAUAAGUCAUAUCUUGUUAUACAUCAGAGGAGUCACACAGGAGAGAAACCAUUUGAAUGUUCUGCAUGUAGGAAGUGUUUUCCCCAGAAGUCACAUCUUGUUAUACAUCAGAGGAGUCACACAGGAGUGAAACCAUUUACAUGUUCUGAAUGUAGCAAGUGUUUUACUAGAAAGAAAACACUCAGUAAUCACAUGCGGAGUCACUCUGAGGGCCUGAAUGCAGCUUGUGUAUCAUAAGUAAUGUAACUUAUCACAACUGUAUGAAUUCAAUGGAACCAAUAUUUAUUUUCUGAAUGUGACAAGUGUUUUAUAUAAAUGACUCUUGAUAAAGACAGGAGAGGUCAGACAAGUGGACCUGGAGGUACUUUUCCCCUUGGGAAGGUCUCUGUGUUAGGAACUAGAGCUGCAGUAUAACAAUAGCCAAUGACCGUGGGACUGCCAUUACUGAGCUCUGUAAUAUACAGCUGUUCUGCUCAUGCAGGUGCUGGGACUAGUAGAGAGUUCCAGCAGUUCCUCUCCGUACUGGAAUUCCUUCUCUGACCAGCAGGGCUAUGAGUACUGGGUAUUUCUACAGGAACAAUGUAUGCUGUUCUGUUUCACCGUAUGGGUUAUUGUAUGGGGUGUUAUUUUUAACCACUUUUUAGAUGCCAUUUUGUCCAUGUUUAACUCCAUUUUGUAUUGGUAUGACCUCAUUGCUGUAUAUACUGUACAUUCUUUUUAUUAGGAUUAGUGCUUUGCAGAAAUAUAGGCAGCAGUUAGAAAUAUAGUCUCACGUUAAGUUACAAGUUUUCUUUCACCUUUGACAUAGUGUGAAAGACAUAGUGAGUGGGAAGUGUAUACAGCUUUUAGGAUGGCUGAUUAUAAUAAAUAUAUGUUCCUGUUAUCAGUAUCUCAGAUGGAAACUGUCUGGUAAGAUGUUUGGGGUAUUGUGUACAUAAGUAGGGGAAAGGGAACAGUUGUCUAGAAUAACAUAUAUUAUGUUAUCCUGAAUGACUACUGCACCCAGCGUCACAGACCCUGAAUGUAAUAUCUGGUAAGACAAUGUUAGCGUAUCCUUGCAGGGUUAUAAAUCCUAGAGAUUUACAUAUAGCAAGUAGUUCUGAUGGAAGCUAGGUCUGGCUAAAGCGGACGUAGACUUCUACAAGCCCCCUCCAGCUUUUAACUUGCGACAAAGUUAUUAGGCGGGACCCUAGAGAAUGACUGAACUACAUUAUUUAAACUACUUAAUCGAUGACCAUCAUCUGGGACAGAUCUUAUAACAUCUGGGAUAAGAGCUGAGUGUUCUAAUUUGUUCUUGUUAUUAUUGUAACUGACUAGAACUUGUUACUUGCAUGUUUUCAUUAUUGUAACUUUGACUAAUGAUUAUCCUUUUUACUAUCUCCAUAUUUAACACAUUGUAUUCCGGAACCUGAUCGCUUGAGAUUUUCAACAGACAACAGUUAUAUUUACUAAGUAUCAGUUUUUCAAAGCCACUGAUUCUCACGGGUGUAGUACGGGUGACCGGCGGUCUCCUGACCGCCCGUUACCUUACCGACGCCAGGAUCCCGGCAGCAUACCGACGCCGGGAUCCCGGCGUGGAGGGGCGAGUGCAGCAAGCCCCUUGCGGGCUCGGUGGCGGCAUGCGGUUGCCAUGGGUUCUAUUCCCACUCUAUGGGUGUCGUGGACACCCACGAGUGGAAAUAGUCCCUGUUGGUCGGCAUGCCGACCAUCGGGAUAGUGAGCCGUCUGGCUCACGGAGGAGGUCAUGUGACGGUUGGCUGACCGACCGUCGGUCACAUGACUACCACCCUUCUCACUGUCUAUGAUCGCUGGAUGAUAAAGGGCAGUAAUAAUACAUGUAAAUUCAGGCUUGUUUUGCUUGUAUUUCUAUUGCCCUUUAUAUCCAGCACACAAAUGGAGUGAAAAUCUCUGGCUUUCAAAAUAACUGUGUAGUAACUACAGUAUACCCGCUACAGGUCUUUCCUCUGGUCUCUUAUACCUCCGUAUUCUUUCUCUAAUACCUUUUAUAUUACUAUUUACUAAAAUGGUGCAAGUAAAACACUGGUCAUCUGUAUCCCAUUGCAUCCAAAUUAGAACACUUGUUCGCUGGCACUAGACAGCUAAUAACUGAUAUCUGGUUGCUAUGGGUUACAGCGCAUGCUUGUUUUUCACAUCAUGUAAUUAAACAAGUCCCAAGUUGUGCACAUUGUGUACCAGGAUAAUAGUAAAGUUCCUUCACAAUAAAUGAAACUAGUAUGACAGUAAUAAUAUACACGAUACCUUGACAUAAGGGGUCAUACAGACCUGAACACAGCUGUACAUCUGUACGCAGCGGCUGCAUUUGGGUGGUCUGCGCACACGCACUGGCCGCAGUGCACAUGUGUUACCCUUCUCGUGGCUGCAUCCUGGAAGGAUGUGGCCGCAAGAUGAUUGACAGCAGCGACCACUGUGGGGUGGCGACGCAGCAUUGGGGGAUGGGGGCAUGAUGUCGCAUGCAGCUGCUCCAAUUUAAAAAAUGGUGACUGACCACCUGACAGCGCAGACAGGCUGCGCUGCUGGGUGUCAAUCUUAGUUUCAUGCGUCUGCAGUCUAAUUGGAGAAGCAUCAGGAGGCAGACCAUCACACAUACCGGGCAGCCUUGUCCUGUGCUGGGCGGCCCCCAGCAUGUGAGGAGAUGGACGCAGAUCUGGCUGCAUAUAUCCCUGAAUCAGGUCCAUAGUACUCAGUGAUGUAACUCAGACAGAUCUGUCCUGUACGUAGACUGAAGGACCAUGUACAAAUAAUGGGCAGGAUGUAAUGGGCUGCGAGACGGACGGAGCUCUGAGUCUGGUUUUGCCUUGUAAACAUUUGCUGCUGUGAAAUAACGUAUGAGUGGGGCCGGAGUCUCGGAGCUCUGGCUGUCUCCAAACCAUUACAUCCGGCCCCAUAUCUGUAAUACCCAUACAUGUUACUAGCAGUUGUCCCCAUAAUGGGUGUACUACGAUAUACCGGCGCUUGGGAUACCAGCUCCCAGCAUAUCUGCGCCAAGAUCCCAACUGCCGGUAUGCAGAGCGCAGGGAUCCUGACAGCUGGGAUAUCGAGGGCCUCCCCCCAUAACACUCAUUGUAUAAAACGAUUUCAGCAAUAUUUAAUACUUUUGUACAUUCCCCUUCUACAUUUUAGAAGAUGGACCCAGGAGAGAUACUUAGGUGAUCAUGUAAUGAUAACUAUCUCGCAAACAAUAUUAAAUCCUCAAAGAAUCAUUUAUCAUUAUUACUGCUCAGCAAAUAGAUUAUUUAUAUCAUUUUAUAGCUGUGGAUGAAAUAUAAACACAGGGUCUUCCUGCCAAUCAGGGAUUGCUCUGUAGAAGGAACGAUACUUAGUAUUCCCUGCUUUGCUGCUGUCUUUCCUUGUCUCCUGUCCUCAUGAGGAAUAACUUGGAGUAAAACAAUUCCCCUGCCGCACAGCUUAGCCAGUGUAGGUGGUUAUUCAGUAAGGAGUGUAAUCACGAUCCUCUGUGCAGUUUCCUGAUGUGGAACCGGCACAUGUGCAGUACCCUUCUGGGCAUGUGCAGAACAGAUCCUGCGAUCGCAUUGCAUUAAGUGAAUGAACCGGGCAGAGACUGAAAUUAUAAUUUUCUCGAAACUGUUACUACUAAAAAUGGCAUGUGAAGAGCCGGCCAGAGAGGGUAAAAGACGUGCACUGAUUUGCUCCCACAUAUUAGCAUUCACUGCUCUCUGGGUGCCCAUUCCAAGAAAAAUGUUUUACUCUGUAUUAAAUACAUUUUCUGACUUUUUGGAAAA